AUGAAUAAUUGUUUAGAGGAAACAAACUAAUAAUCAUCCAUUUAUUUAUAAACAGUUAACUCUUUAAAGAAUUCCAUUAAAUAUUAGAAUUUUAUUAGCAAAACUAAAUUAACAGUUAAUGAAAUUAAAAAUAUCAUAAAAUGGUAUGAUUUGAAAAGAAAUUAAAGAAUAAUACGAUAAGUAACAUAACCUGAUUAGAAUAAUGAUUUUUAAAAAUAAAUCAUUUAAUAAGGAAUAGUUAUAAAUUAAAUGUAAUAGCAAAUAAAUAAAUAAUCUAUUGAAAUGGAAAAUUUAAAAAAAGCAAUAUUUUAAAAAGGAAAUGAAAAAUAAAAUGGAAUUCAUUAAAAAUCUAAAUCCUCUAAUGAUGAUUUUUUAGAUAAAUAAAUCAAUUUUAUGAAUAAAUAAUAAAACAUAAAUUUUCAACAUUUUGAUAAGGAUUUAGAAAAUUAGAUUAAAACAUUAAUAUAAUAAGAAUUCGAAAAAAUAUAUAAAUUAUUAUCUCAAUAACUUAAAAGUGAUAUAAAUGAUAUUGUAUAUUAAAGUAUAUAGGAAUAGAUAUUUGUAAGCAAUAAUAAUUCUCCAAAACCAGAUACUUUAAGAAAAUAUUCAUAAACAAAACAAUAAUCAGAAGAUUCAUAAUAAAAUAUUAAUGUAAUUGUUGAAUGUUUAAAUGAAUAAAUUGAUGAAUAUUCUAAUAAUAAUUAUAAUUUUAAUCAAUUUAAAGCUAAACUCAAAUGUUUAAAAUUAAAAUAAAUCAAUUUACUAUAUGAAGAUUUAAAAAAUUCAUAAAAAUAGAAUUCACUUAAAGAUUAUUUUAUAGGACCUUUAGAAAAAUUGCAAUAAUUUUCAUUUAAUUUCAAAUAAUCUAAACUUUUAGAAUAUGUUAAUGGAUAAAGAAGAGCUAGAGAAGAUAGCAAUAAUUUUUAUGCAGUUUUUGGAUAUUAAUAUUUGGAUAUUAUAUUAACUCAUGCUGAUGAUUAAAAUUUUGAAACAUUUAUGGAAAACAUUAAAGGAAUUCCAUUUGAUUUAUUUAAUAAUUAAUCUGCAUUUACAAAAGAAGAGUAAUAAGAAUUAAAAGAAAUAUUUUGUUAUAGAUGUAUAGAAUUGAGAUAAAUUGAAAUAUCAUAAAGAUCAAAUGAACUUUGGCAUUAAAUCAGUGAUAAUAAUAAUAGUUUCUAUGGGUUGACUAUGAUAUUCAUUCGAAAUUUAAUAUACUAAAUAGUACAAUAAUCAGAAUUAAAUGAACAUAUCAAUAUAUAGGAUCCAGAAUAAUUCCUUAUUAAAAUAUUGGAAUGGAAUACUCCAUGUCCUGAAUCAGAAUUUAUAAUGGAAGUCCUUUCACAUGAAUUAGAAUUGUAUUAUAUUUAAUUUAUGAGUUUAGAUGUAUAAUAUUAUUUUAUUUAAAAGAAGAAUAAUAAGAAUUUUCAUUAAGAAUAUUUGGAGAUGAAUAAAAUUAUUAGCUUUAUAUAUUAUAGAAUACUAAUGAAUGUUAUUCAAUUGGAAUUAAAGAGUAAACUUGA
Molecule: messenger RNA, 1520 nt
Organism: Paramecium pentaurelia
Lineage: Eukaryota; Ciliophora; Oligohymenophorea; Peniculida; Parameciidae
Source: the annotation of a GenBank genome assembly